AUGGCUUCAGUCUACAAAUCGUUAUCGAAGGCCAGUGGUCGGAAAGAUGAGGUUACAGGUCCUGCGAAUGGAGUGAAGAAGAACAAGCAGAGGGUGUUGAUUUUGUCGUCGAGGGGAAUUACGUAUAGACAUCGCCAUCUCCUCAACGACCUAGCUUCUCUCCUACCCCACGGCCGCAAAGACGCAAAACUCGACACAAAAUCAAAGCUGUACCAAUUGAACGAGCUGGCAGAAUUAUACAAUUGCAACAAUGUGUUUUUUUUCGAGGCUCGGAAAGGGAAGGAUUUGUAUCUUUGGAUGAGCAAGGCACCUAAUGGACCUACCGUAAAGAUGCACAUGCAGAACUUACACACAAUGGAAGAGCUACAUUUCACUGGCAACUGCCUCAAAGGCUCCCGCCCCAUCCUCUCCUUCGACUCCACCUUCGACAGCGAACCCCACCUCCGCGUCCUGAAAGAACUCUUCCUCCACAUCUUCGGCGUCCCCAAAGGCGCCCGCAAAGCCAAGCCCUUCAUCGACCACGUAAUGGGCUUCACGCUCGCCGAUGGCAAGAUCUGGAUCCGGAACUACCAGAUCAGCGAGACGGAGGCCUCGAAGAUCGUGACAUCUGAUCCUACAGCGGAAGGGACGCCGAAGCUGAAGGAGAAGAAUGUGAAGGGAAAGGAGACGGAGAUUAGUCUUGUGGAGAUUGGACCAAGAUUUGUGUUGACGCCGAUUGUGAUACAGGAGGGCAGUUUUGGAGGUCCGAUUAUCUAUGAGAAUAAGGAGUUUGUGAGCCCGAACCAGGUUAGAAGUGAGAUUCGACAGAAGAAGGCGGGACGGUAUAAUGCGAGGGCUGAGCAGGGUGUGGAGAGGUUGGCGAAGAAGGGAGAGUUGGGUCUUAGGACUAGCGGAGGCAGGAAGCAGAAGCCAGAUGAGCUUGAUACGAAGGAGCUGUUUGCUUAG
Molecule: messenger RNA, 945 nt
Organism: Cadophora gregata
Lineage: Eukaryota; Fungi; Ascomycota; Leotiomycetes; Helotiales; Ploettnerulaceae
Gene: BRX1
Product: Ribosome biogenesis protein brx1
Exons: 3
Coding region: 1-945 (314 amino acids)
Biological process (GO): ribosomal large subunit assembly; rRNA processing
Cellular component (GO): nucleolus
Molecular function (GO): rRNA binding
Source: RefSeq, a predicted model, not a curated record